AUGGAUAUCCGCAUAGAAGCGAUGGAAGGGCCUGUUCCUGCUGGAGAGACUUUUGUGUCCAUGCGCAUUGGAGACUACCAGAAGCAGUCUCGAUUGGGAUGCACUAAAAGCUAUCGCUUUCCACAAGAUGAUGGCAAUGGAUUUGCUCGCCUUGAGGUCUUUCAGCGGAUCGGACACGUCUCUCUCAGCCUGGACAAGCUGCGAGCAAGUGAUCAAGACGUGCAGGUUCCGUUGGAUACUCCGGAUGUGAAUUUCUUGCCCAUGCGGAUUGGCAUGGAGAAGAAGUCGGACCAAAAGGGUCAGGGGAAGGUGAAGACCAGACUUGAUUCAGCGCAAAGGUACUUGGCGCAACAUCAAUUGGAAGAGAUCAUUGCUGAUGCCAUGCGCGAGGUGAUCCAUGAAAAGCCAGACGACCCGCACACAUUCCUCUCCAAUCAGAUCAUGAAGCACGCAAAGAAGCCUUCAUUCUUGCCACCUCUGCGCAAUGACAAAGAGCUGCCACCAAAGCCUCCAAGUGGAAAGAAUCCGAAGCCCAAUAUGUCUGAGAAGCUUCCACCCAUCAGUGGAGGAAAUGAGCUGAGCAACCUGCGCAUCGAGGCUCGGGAUGUCUUGCUGCAAUCUGCCAAAGAUGGAAGCUUGGCAAAGGCCUUGGCGAGUGCUUCGAGCGAAGAGGUGGACAUGACAGAAUUGCGCAAGGAGGCGGCGACGGCAUUGUUCAAUGCAGCCAAAGACGGGAGCUUGAAUGCAGCAUUGCGAGACACGGCCAUCCCCAAGGACAGUGAAUUGGAGCAACUCCGACAGCAGGCCAGGGCCACCUUGCUUCAGGGAGCACGUGAUGGAUCCUUGCAGGAUGCGCUGAAGAGUACCAAAGCCGAGGUAUCAGCAGAGAGCGUUCGCUUGGAGGCACGUGAAGCUCUGCUGCGAUCAGCUCAAGAUGGAACACUGGCAGCAGCUUUACAGGGUCAGGCAAACCGUGAGGAUGCUCUGAAGGUGGAGGAGCUUCGUGCCCAGGCCCGCGAUGCACUGCUCAAGGCAUCCAUGAACGGGGCUUUGGAACAGGUACUCAGCAAGGGUAAGUCAGAUAAGAAGGCAAUGCAGGCUGCCGAAUUGCCACAGUUCAAGUUCAAACCGUCAGUGGCAUCGUGGCUCCAAAAGAAACCCCACCAGGUUCCAAAGCCCUGGUACUACCAGCGGGUUUCCGUUGUUGAAGCUGAGGACGAGAAGGUCGUGAAGGGCUUGCAAGCCGUGAUCGCAGAGAAGGAUGGAGAAAUCGCUGCACUGAAGGCCCAAUUGCAGCAGACCGGUAUGGAAGUUGCUGCAUCAGCACCUCCAUUGCCACCCAAGGCUGAAAAGGCAGCUCCCGAGCCUGCCAAGCCGAAGGCAACGCCGGCAACCCUGAUGAACUUCAGGCAGUACUACUCCGAGAAUGUCCGCAGUCUUGGAUCUGAUGCAAUGCAGAAGCUGUACUCCAAGUUCCCCAGCCAGCCGAAGCCAGCUCCAAAAGCUGCGGCAAAGGAACCAGAGGUGAAGCCAAAGUUUGCACUUCGACCAUCCGUGGGCACAUGGCUGACACCCAAACUGGUCAAGCCUGCUGCCACGCCUGCGGCGGAUGCUUCAUCUGCCCCUGAAGCUUCCAGCAAGCCAAAGACACCAUUUGCUUUGAAACCAUCGGUUGGAACCUGGCUGAGCUUCAAAAUUACCGAUGACCGUCCAAAGUCCGCGAGCAUUUUGGACAGAACCCACAGCAAGCAGUUGGCGAUGAAUCAGGAGGAUCUGAUCAAGGGGUACCAAAAGGAGAUCAAGAAGAGGGAUGAGGCGAUCGAACAGCUGAAGUCUUCCGUGAAGGCAUGA
Cladocopium goreaui is the source of this 1851-nucleotide messenger RNA. The record is from the annotation of a GenBank genome assembly. Lineage: Eukaryota; Dinophyceae; Suessiales; Symbiodiniaceae.